UACGUUGUGCGUAAACAAAAGUAUAAAAUGUAUAAAUUCAGAUAUAAAUAUUGAUUAACAAUGGAUAUAAACUGUGAGAGGUUAGGAAAUUUCAAUGUUAAAAUGAUUGGCAAGAUGGCGCCCGUCAAAUACCCAGUGUGCCCCGCGCGAUUGAUUUGCGCAUGUCAGUUAUUCGCAUUGCAAAUGGCGGCUCCUUGUUAUUGUUCAUGGCGUUUUAUGACUUGUCCCUUUAUAUUACCGAUUAUGUCGAGUUUUUUCGUGAUUCCUACCGCGCGCUGUGUGCAGAAAGUGAAGUAAGACUUGCCCGGCAUAUUUUUGAUUAAAAUUAGUGCUCCUGUGGUGUGGCUCCGUGCAUUUUGGACGCGAGAAAUCCCGCACGAAGUUGCAAAGAAAUGGGAAACAAUAAGCAUAUUUAUUAGUGCUGGCGUUGUUUGGAGUUGUCGGUUUAAAACCGACAAACAAACAUCUUAUCACCACAUUCUGUAGUGAUACCCUGAGGCGUUUGUAACCUCUCUGGGUAGUUAUGUGAUUUGUGGUUGUCAUGGCGGCUGAUAGUGAUGGUGAUCUGAUUCAAACGGUGGUAACGUGCGAGGGUAACCUAGAAGAUCCUGAAUUUCGGCAUAGGUUUAAAACCAUUGUUGAUCGUCUUAAAUCAUUACUUUGUAAAGAAAAGGGUGAUGGUUUAAGAGUAAAUAAAGUAGAGCCAUGGAACUCUGUCAGAGUCACAUUUUCAAUACCCAGAGAAGCUGCACUACGUCUUCGAGAAUUAGCAGCUCAGGGUUCUCCAGCUCUUACACAACUUGGAAUUCUUUCAGUGCAGGUUGAAGGAGAUCAGGUAAUAUCAUUGAGGAUAGCCAACCGCUUUAGUGGUGAAGCACAGGAAAUUGUGUUACGUUCAGGAUCCUCACAAGACAGUGGUGCCAAAUCUCAAAAUGAAUCCACUAGCAAUACAGCUAAUGCUGACAAUGACCCUCCAACAGCUUUACCUGGUCCAAGUAAUACAUCUAGUAUUUCUUCAGCAUUGCGUAAUGUGGCUCAAAUAAUAGCAGCUGGUACAUCAUCAGAAAAAGCACCACAGUUUCGUUCUCCAAAUGUAGUUGCACCUACAGACUGUGAUCCUAUCCCACCAUUUCUUACAAAAUCUGUACAGUCAGCAUCAGGAAGUAAUAGUGUUGGUGUAUCUGGAAAUCAACCAGUAACUAAUCCCAGUGCUUCGCCUAGGAAUAAUUAUAAUGGUCCAUUCCCAUUUGCCAGUAUGACACAUGCUGCCCAAGCAAUACAUAAUCGUGAAUCACAAGCAACAAUUAAAAGUGCAAUGCAGUUUAAACAUCAUGGACAGCCACCCCCGCCUUAUCCUGCUCAAGAGAAUUUGGCGACAGUAACAACAUUAACUACUGGUCAUACUACUACUCAGUCAGUUGUGUCAGUUGGUCAGUUGACAAAUCAGUACAAGUCUUCAAUUACCACUACAUCUAGUCUGUCACCAAACAAUAACAAUCUGGCAGGGAAUUCAAAUGGUAAUGGAAAUCAGGUUGCUCUGUCCAGUCCACUUCUUGUAAAUCUUUUACAAAAUGAUGCUGGAACGCACCCUAACAAUGUGAUACCUGGUCAGAAAAUGUUACCACCAGCUGUUAUUGAUAGUUCUGGAAUUACUAACCGUAUGAGACCCACUAAAAAACCAACAGUUAGAAGAAAAGAUUUAUCUUCGCCUAGUGAGUCUCCACCAAAUUUAGAUUCACUCAGAACAGAAGACCUUAUUGGAGGAACAACGGUCAUUCCUGACUUAUCUCAAUCUUCUACAUCUGCAUUUGCAACCGUUAAUACUAAUCAGCCUUCAACUAUUCCUCAGCAACAUUCAGUCAAUGUAAUUGGUAGCACUGGGCAAAAUAUGACGCAACAAGUAAUACAUCAAACUUCUACUAGUGGACAAAUGCAACAACCUGCCUCGUCAUUACAUGCUCAAGUACAAAUUCAACAAAAGUUUCCCAUUAGGCAAGAAUUGGCUUAUAGACCUUCACAAAUCCAAUUACAAAGUCAACUUCCAAUUAGACAUCCAGUGAAUGGACAGCAAAUUCGAACGCCUUUACAACGGCAGUUACUACUUCAACAACAGCAACAACAUCAAAUUUUAACACAACAGCAACUAAAUCAACAAAAUAUAAAUACUUCACAUUUGCUUACACAACAGACUUCAACUCAACAAUCACUGGUACAACAACAAAAUGUAAAUACGGCGUUACAGUCUACAUCUGUUCCCAAUCAACCGCUCCUGCAACAACAACAGCAGCAGCAACUGAUGCAACAUUCAACAGUAAGCAUGAGUAUUCCACAACAACGGCUAAGUUACUUAAAUAAUCAACGUCAACAAACUCCUCCUCCUUAUUCGCGACAACCGGUUCCACCGCAGUCCCAUUUAGGGCAGCAGAAUCAAGCACUGAAUGUGCAACAACAAUUACAUCAUAAUCAGCUUAAAAAUAUAAAUGUUAACACCAGUGCUACAGCUGAUUUUCGCUAUGGGCAGAGUCAAAAUAUUCUCAGUAGAAAUUAUCAACCUACAACAAGUAAUACUAAUGGGACCACGUGGAACGCACAAAAUAAUUCUAUUCCACAAGGUGCUCAAGUCAAUACCACACGUUUGCCAACUACAAAUCAGGUUUCAGGUGCCUUUUCUCAGUGCGGAUCUCACACUAACCACGUUUCUAAUAGUAAUGCUGCUUCGCCUACCACUAAGGUUGAAACAUCUGAAUCUCCUAAACCUAAAGAAGAGACACCUGAACCAGAAUACACGUCAACCGGUAAAAUACGACAGUUUCUUAUUAACCCUUUAACCGGCCAUUUGGAACCAAUGCCCAGUGAAAGUUCAGAUUCGGAACCAGAAAGUGCGGUGGAUAAUCCAGAUGAUUUCUUUUCCUUUCCAUCACCAUCAAACGAUCGAUCAAAUUCCAUAUUUUCUGACGACGAUGCAGACAGUAAUUUCUCAAGAAGAAACGAUACAACAACAAAUACAGAUCAAUCAGAUUCUGAAACCACGGUAAAAUCUACUGCCAGUGAAGGAAGUUUGAAGCAUAGUAGAAUAAAAUCAAGUAGAGAAACCGCACAGAGUCCUAUGCCUGGAGAAAAAAUCAAACUAAGAUUAAAGUUAGAAAAAUCUGAACCCGUCACUCCAGCGUAUAAAGUUGAUGUUUCUUUCGUAAAUACGCCACCAAUUAGGAAAGCCGAUAAAUCAGUAAAUAAAAUGUUUACCACUGGUAUUCCGAACUCAGGAAUCGGUGAUGAACCGAGAGUGCCUCCGUUACAUAUUUCCUUAAGAGGGCGUAAUGCUUCAGUAGUACAAAUCAGAAAAAAAGAAAAGAAAUCAUUAAAAGAUGGAGAAUUGGAUCCAACUAGUAUAAAAAAGAGGGGGAAGUUGAAAAAAAUGAAAGAGUGCUUAGAUGGGAACAAGUUGUUGCAAAAAAAGUCGUCCUUGAGCAUGAUAAUAGGUACUUCAUCCGCAUCCAAACUACCUUUAUCCAAUUCUACAAUGAUCAAUAGUACUAAUACUAUUAGCAAAGUUAAUAAUAUACUUCAAACAGUUGUAUCAAAACCUAAUGCCUUAAAACAAGAAUUACCGGUCGACGUUGUACAUGUUCAAAGUGGCAUUACAAAACCAAGUUCAAGUAAAAGCAGUGAUGUAGAUGAUAUACCAUUGAACAGUAGAAUUCCAUCUCCUUCAAAACACAAGUCUACUGUUCUGAAUCAACCAUUAAACACGCAACAGUCUUUAACAAAAAAUCAAGUUGAAUUAGAUGUUCCAAACCAUAUGCAAGAACAUAAAAUAGGAGGAGGAAAAACCAAAAGAAGAGAUUCUAAAAAGAAAUCAGAAUCGGGAGAUGGUUUACAUCGUGAACAAAAUUUAUUAUCUGGUGGUAGAAUAUUGGAUAAUCAGGCAAAAUGGAGAAAACUUAAUUAUAAAGCUGACGCGGCUCAGGCUAUAAGAAAAACCGAUGCACUUCUAACUGGAAAUGAUUUUAAUGCAGUCAAAAAAGUUGGGGAAAUUAGACGAACAAGUGACAGCGACAUUAAUAGAUCGGCAGUUGAAAAGAAUAAUACUUUGAAUGCUGUUGCUUCACGACUGACAGAAAUAAAUGGCAUAAAAAAGGAUUUAAUUAGCCAAGAAAAAAGAAGAAGAUUAAGUUUAAUGGAUGAAAAAGAUCUACAUUUAGGAGAAUCUCAAGAUACAGAGACUACACAUUUUAGUAAUCAGAAGACCAUUCCUGAAUGUUCUUCCACUAAUGUAGUUUCAAAUACAAAUACAAAAUCUACUGGUAAUUCAUCAUUUGAAAAUGAAAAUUCUGGAUUAGUACUUUCUAAUAUGCCUGCACAAAAUGAUUCAAAUUCAUCCACCAAUCUUGAAAAUAAAGUUUCUGCACACGUAGAAACUACUGUGAAAAAUACACAAGCAUCUGUAAACAGGAUUAUUUCGGGAAAAAAUAAAGCAGACAUAGAUAAUUCUAAAGCAAAUUCUAACAUUACAGUAAAAAGUCAAACUAUCAAUCAGAAACUAAAAAAUCAUAUGGUUUCAAAGAAUGACACAAAUGCUGCACUAAAUAGGCAUAAUAAAGUAGAACAUUUUAGUCACAAGAAAGUUAUUCAGAAUCAUAUAAAGCAGGUUGAUCGAGCCAUUAUAGAAAAUAAAGUGGAUAAUACGCAAAGAAUUAGUUUAUUGAAGACUACCCAAAGUUCAGCAAUAGGAAACUCAGUGGACCAAGUUCCCAGAUCCCAAAGUGUUGAUGUACCUUCCAGCAAGCCCACUUUACCAAUUGGAGAAAUUAAUGUGACGGAAGCAAAAGUUAAACAAAAAUUGCUUGAAACAACAGCUCCAAUUGCGAUUGGAGUGGACGCGAGUGUGGAAAGAGUUAGUAGUGGAGGAGGUGGUGAAGAUUCAGGCAUUGAGUCCAUGGAUGCUCUUUCAGAGAAGUCACCGAAUCAAGGGGAAUCUCCUUUGCAUAGGCCAGCGACUGAACCGGUAACACAAAGCAGUGCAAAGACUGCUGUUCAAGGGGAAUCUUCCCUACCAAUCACCAAUAAGAACGUGCCUUCCUCAACUAGUAGUAGUGAUAUGUGUUCAAAUUCCCAUUCAGAACUUUUGAAGUCCAGUGGUCAGCAAAGGUUAAGUCCUGUGUCUGUCACAAAUUAUCUUGAAAACCAUUUAAACCAUAAUAUGUCAAACUCUAGUGAACAUGACAUAAAAGAUGUAUCUAGUGAAAAGUCGACUUCAACGGCAACGAGAACUGGUGGUCAUAGUGACUUGAUUGCUAGUUUAGAAGUGGCUGAUAAUGAUAAAAGUGUAUCUAAUCCAUUAAUGACAGGAUCUGUGACUAUUGUGACAACUUCUGUACCCGGUACUGUGGAUAGUGAUAAUUUACUGCAAUGCGCACAGCAGCAAACAAAUGACUUUUCCGAAAAAGACAGUUGUAGCAUUAAAUUAGAAGGUUCUACUAAUCAGCAUGAUCAGGGUACAAUAAAUACUACGCAUGAAGUGUCAAGAGCCCCCGAAAGUGCAACUGAAGAUAAUGUGAAAACAGUCAUAGACGAUAAUAGUGCAAUUAGAUUAAAUGAUGAACCUCAUGGACAAAAUAAUAAUGGUGUGCCUGUAAUACAAAAUCAUGUUUCUUAUAAUAAAAUAAAGACAGAAAAACUUGAUAACACAGUUACAAGUGAGGCUAAUGCAGUGGCAGAUAACUCAUGUUCCGGUAGUCAAACUUUUAGUUCAGAAAUCAAAGUAGAAUCUAAUAUCAAUACAAAAGUCGAUGAUACAAGGCAAAACGAUCGUUCAGAUAAUACAAAAAGUUCUAACGUUUCUUUAAAUACAACAUCUGUUAAGUUAGAGCAAUGUUCUGAUCAAAACCAAAAAUCUAAUGUACAAAGCCAUCAAGUAUCUGUGAGAGAGUCUUCUAUGAAUCUUCAAAAAGUUACAGAUGACCUGGUUAAGAAAAUUGUGAACGAUACAAGUGAUAUAAACAUAGGUAUUCAAUCACCUUUAGGUGAAGAUCCUCAGCCGAUUAGAAUCACUCCACCACUGUACACAUAUUCUAAUCCAGUAGUUUUGCAAAGGGAUGAGACUCCAAGCCCAGCAGCACAAAAUCCAGAAGUGGAUUCCAGCGACGUUGAACACGUUAAACGGAAACGUAGAAGAAAACAGGAAUUAGAAGGGAGGCAAGAUGUCAUAUGUAUAGAAGAUAACGAUGAAACACAUUUUGUGGAAAGGUUGAAUUCUAAUAAUACAGAUGAUUAUGUCAAAAGAACACCAAAGUCAUUGCUGGAACAACUUCUAAUUGAAAUCCCGAAUGACACUAAUGAAAAAAGAUCUUUAAGAACGAGAUCCCAAAAAUUAAAUAGUCCUGAUAUUGUAAAGACUCCAAAAAGUAGUCCUCAUGGUCCUAAUAAAAUAGAAGAAAGACGCAGCAUAUCACCAUAUGCUAAAGCAAGUCCUAAGUUAGGAGUAUCAAAAUUAUCUCCUAAUACGACAAUAAAAAUAGGGAAAAGAAAACGUCAAGAAAGUGAGAGUUCUGUAGCAUCUAGUACUGCUGAUGAUCCACAACCAAGACCAGGAAAAAGGAAAUGCUCCGAGAAUGCUGCAGAACUCAUUAAAGCUUGUAUAGGUGUAGAUGAAGCUGCUUCAUUAAAAAAACAAGUACCUGUUAAAGAAGAACAGUCGAAAAAAGGAUUCAAUAUAUUGGCCAAGGCUAAGAAAGGUCCCAUUGUGGUAGAAGUAGAUUCGUCUGAUGAUGAGCCAUUGAUUGAAUCUGUAGGAAAAGCAAGAAUGCGAUUAUCAGACGAAACAUCCGCUGCAUCUCCAAAGUCUAAAGAUCAAAAAACAAAUACAAGCACAACUGUUUCUGGCAGUCAAAUUAAUUCCAGUAAUAUAUCAAAUUUCAAUGCCAGUAAUAGAGUGCAAAGAGAGAGCCGUUUAUUAACCACCAAGCAACCGAGUACAACUGCGGUAGUUACCGCUGGAAAGGAAAGGCUACGAGGUACUUCCGCAUCCAGUAAUGAAUCCUUAGGGGAAGUAACAACCAGAAGAUCUGUUCGGCAGAACACAGCUUCGCCACUGGCAACACCAGCAAGCAAUACAAGAGGUGCGUCUAGAUCAACGGAAGAUAUUACUAGACGGAAAACUCGAAGUGGUGCUGCGGGAACAUUGUUUUAGUAACAGCUGAGGCAGCAGAGCAGGCAAAGCGGAGGCGAAUAUCCCGAGAAAACAAAUGACCUUCGGGAAGUGACCUUGACAGUGAUUAGCUACCGUCGCUCGUCAAGGCCUAUCCGACUGAUUGUGUAUCUGUUAUAAAUGGUUAUGUGAUUGCCGUGUGGCUGGACCCCACCUGGUGAAACUACAUGCGUCAAUAGCGCACAAUGCUGUUGUAUGUGUUACAGGAGUAUCGUGUUUGGAGUGCUGGAUGGUAUUUCAAUGUUUUUAUUAUUAGCAAAUCUCCCUGAUGUUCGAUAAUACCGAUGAAAACAUUCGAAAUAGAUUUUCAGGUAUCAUUACUAUAUUUUUAAGCAUUGAAAAAGUUGAUAGGGGAAAAUGAGUAAAAAUUACAAUGUUUUUGUCACCGUCUAGCGUUCUCAGUUAUACUUUACUCCUAAAUAAAGUUUGGUUACUCAGAAUAAUCUGCUCAAUGCAUUAUACUUUAAUCUAAGUAACUGAACUGAUCCAAAACUGCCGAGUCAAUGUGCAACUUUCUUUUGCCAAGCUUUUACAACCUUGUAUUUAAUUAUUAAACAAAAAAAAAUCUAAAUGGACGUUGUUUAAUAAUGAUAAUAUAAAAUAUUAUGUUACUUCAUCGGUAUGUACAAAAUUUACACAUACAAAAUUUUUAGAUUGAAUACCUUAAUAUUAUUCUAUUAGACACUAAUUGCAAUAAGCAUUAACAAAUAAUUAUUUAAUCGAAAUCAAAACUGCUGCAUAUAAGGAAAAACAUAGUUUUACAUUUAUUAUUUGCUCAUUACAGUUAUUAGUUGAAGCAAGUUAAUAAUGGUAAAAGAAAGUCGAAAUUUUAAAUGCAUUAAACAUGAAGUUUGACUGUACUGCCAUAAGUAAUGUACGUUUUCAAGAACAAUUUUCAUUGACUGGUGGGGCUUAAGUCGCUACUCUGACGAAUUCACUGAUAGACUUUGUUUGAAAAUGUUUAGUUACUUGUUAUUCAUUUUAGUUUGUUUACAGUAUGAGUGGUCUUGCGUAUAAAUAAUUAUUUGUAAAUGGAAAACAUUAUAAUUACAUACAUUCUUCGUCAUUAUGCUAAAUAAUAUAUUC
Molecule: messenger RNA, 8293 nt
Organism: Megachile rotundata (alfalfa leafcutting bee)
Lineage: Eukaryota; Metazoa; Arthropoda; Insecta; Hymenoptera; Megachilidae
Biological process (GO): positive regulation of transcription by RNA polymerase II
Cellular component (GO): transcription regulator complex; histone methyltransferase complex; nucleus
Molecular function (GO): RNA binding
Source: RefSeq, a predicted model, not a curated record